AACUUCAAAUGAAAAUAGAUAAAACCAGUAAGAAGAGAGAGGAUACAUCCGCCAAGAACGUCGUCACCACCAGCACAGACUCCACUACUACCUCCAACACCACCACCAUCACCACCACCAUCAGUGACACCAUCAAGGCACCACUGAGGCUCGAGGCACCGCCGGGCAGCCUCACUACCACAACUAAAACACCGCCGGAAAGUCUCCUAAAUGGAGACAUCGUUGUCAGACGUAGUCUGCCGGGUCGAACUGGGCGAGGGGAUCCCCGGCUGGUACGUUCCCUUGACCUGGAGCUGCUGGAGGAGGAGGCUCACAACACACGCAGGAUGCUGGAGGAAGAGCGAGCCAAGAAUAUGUAUCUCACCUCGCUUGUGGAGGAUCUAAAGAGGCAGGCGCGGGAGGCAGCCAAGGAGAGCUCCAGCCUAGCACAUCUUAGCAACAGAGUGAGCGCCCCUCCUGUGCUGCCCCCACCACGCCCCCCUCCACGCCCACCUCCACAUACCAACCCCGCGGCUGGCCAAGCCCUCCGCGCCACCAUACACACCUCCCCGCACGCCAAACAAGUGGGCGCUAAGGAGCAGUCUCCUCGCUCCCAGCAGAUCGACAAGUUACUGAGCUCCACCUCACCGGUCCAGCGACGGGCCACCCCUGACUUAGGCAAGACACAAGCGCAGACAGAUCGAGAACCUCGCUUCCCACCCCUUGGUCAACAGUACCAGCAGACACAGCAGGAGAGAGGCGGCAGGCCGCCGCCUCGCAAAACUGGCAGUCCCACAAAUCGUCGAUUUUCCGAAAGGUCGAGUGAGCGUGAAGGUGGAACCACUUUGCCUGCCAUUUCUUCUGGUGCGAGGUCAGACCAAAAACCGCAUGAACUGCAACAACAACGGGGCCGAGGAAGGUACUUUGGACGUGGGCGUACAAGAAAUCGUCAGCAGCAGCAGCAGCAGCAACCACAGCAGCAACAAGACAGACAGCAAAGACAGGAUAUUAGCGAGACAGAAGUCGGUCUGCACCCAUCAAGGGGGUCCGGGAGAGCCCCUACCGCCCGAGAGGACUCCAGGGGGCGUCGAGACCCUGCCAGAACUCCCACUUCGUCCAGAGACUUGUCGCAAGGCCAGCGAGGGGGCGGGCAUGGCCGAGACGGCUCUGUGGGAGCCACAUCUUCACCUCAAGCAGAAAUCAAGAGAGGAGCGGCUGCUCAGGAGCAGGAUCCUCGUCCUGAAAUUCGCGCCAAGGGACGUGGACGUGCACACAGGCGCGGAGGGCGGGGACGACUGCGCAAAGAGAAACACAAUGCAUCUUCAGAGCAGCCAGAAAGUGAGCAAUAGCUUUCUGCUCUUACACCCAGCUGUCAAUAUACACACACACACGACCUCAGUGCUAUGCAUACUGUAGACGGCUUCUUUCUCUAUAUUAGAUGUGAUGCAGUGAAAGUUUCCGUGGGUUACGUGUAGCAUCCACAUAUACUUCUGCCAAUGGUCACAAGCAUUUACUAUCAACUGUUAGCUUUUAAAUAUCAAAGUUAAAGAAGGUUCACUCAUGAAGUGAGGGGCUCCUCUUGGGUAUCCUAAGUACAACCUGUUAGCAGAGAGUGUCGGUCUUGUCACAUCUGCAUCUCUCUCGCAGGGUUAAUUACCCUGAUUGUUGUGGUUGUUAUACUGUAUACUUGACAGACAAUUCCUAAUAGUCUGACUCUCCACUGGUGUGUAGAGUGAAAUGUGAAGUAGGAAGCAAAUCUUUAAAUAAAUUGUAUUA
This is a messenger RNA of Cherax quadricarinatus, 1755 nucleotides long. NCBI's taxonomy places the organism in Eukaryota, Metazoa, Arthropoda, Malacostraca, Decapoda, Parastacidae. The record is from RefSeq and is a predicted model, not a curated record.